UGAUAACCUCUAAAGUCGGGGCAUUACGAAAUCUGAUUGUGACGGGUAGAAGAGAGGAAUCGCCACCAUGUUUAUGUCUAGGUGUCUUGCCUUAAUUCUCUCACUUACCGUUUCUUCAUCGCUGUCAUUACAAUCUAAGCCUUAUUUCCAAAUAAUAGAAGAAGCUGUGAAUUUGGUACAAUCUGGAGGUAAACUAAACAUUGAGGAAAACUUUGUGGACACUGUUCGUUAUUUGAAGGAUUUUCCACGACAGAUUCUGUAUGGAAACGAGUUCGGUGCUACAAAGUACAAUGUGAGCGGAAACUGCAGUCACAGUGUACAAGCAGUCACGUCGUCAGCUGUUGCCCAACCCAAAAGUAACACAUGGGCUUUGCAAAUCCUUGAUGCCAUUGGAAAACCUGGACCUGGUAUUCUGGAUGGCAAUUUAAGAUGGCUGGGAUCCUAUGACGAAUGUAAACGAACCGAGUAUCGUAAUGGGACACUGAAUAUUAAAGGAACAUAUUCUAUAGUUUAUAUACCCUUGGGAACGACUAGCAGUGCGGGAGAAUUCAGCGGGGGAGGUGGUACAGGCAUUUUGAUUGGUGUUUGCCUCCCAGACAGUUGUAGCAGUAGCGACACUACGGCGCUUGUACAUGAAGGUCUCGAGAAGAUACCUUUCGGAAAUAUAUCCAAUAUAGUUUUCGUAGUUAUUCCGGAGGAGGAGAAGCCAUUGACAUCUAAUGCUAUAGUUACAAUUGUUAUAUUAAGUAUACUCACUGCCAUCAUUGUCCUGAGCACUGCCUAUGACAUCAUCAUAAUCCAUUGGCUACGUAAGAGUAGAGCAGAACUGAAGGAAUCUUAUAUCGAUCCUGCAAUAAAGAACACAGACAACGAGAAAUAUCCAUUGCUGAACCACGACUCAAAAGAACUACGCAGUGUUCAUAUAGAAGACAGCACACUUGAGAAACUUCUGUUGUCCUUUUCCGCUUACUCCAACGGCAAGAAAAUCUUGAGCACGCAUCGAACCUCCGAAACUCUCACUGCUCUUAAUGGGAUCCGAUUUCUGAGUAUAUCGUGGGUUGUUUUGGGUCACAGCUAUGCCUUCGUUCUCGGCACUGUCAGUAAUAGUGGACCUUUUUUAAAAGACAUGUUAGACAGAUGGACUUUCCAGGCCAUUUCCAAUGCUCUGGUAGCAGUAGAUUCAUUUUUUGCUCUGAGCGGACUCUUACUCACUUAUCUAACUUUGAAAGAGAUGGACAAACGAAGGGGGAAACUGAACUGGUUUAUGUUUUAUUUUCAUAGGUUCUGGAGAUUAACUCCUGCGUAUAUGCUGGUUCUCAUGACUGAAGCGACUCUCUCACCCUACUUCUCUGAUGGGCCAAUUUAUCCACCGAAAGGAUUCGAAAAAAAUUACUGUGAAGAUUCAUGGUGGAAAAAUCUACUUUAUGUCAACAAUUUGGUGGAUAUGUCCGACAUGUGCAUGGGAUGGUCGUGGUAUUUGUCAAAUGACAUGCAGUUCUUUAUCCUCAGUCCUCUUAUGUUGAUUCCUCUUUAUUAUAAAGAAUUUAUCGGUAUCGCAGUGUGCCUGGUGUUUUUGAUUGGAACUACAAUCGCUCCUGGUGUGAUUUCGGCUCAUUAUGGGAUGCCACCAGCCAUUAUUUCACAGACAGUUCAGUCGCAAGAUAUAUUAAAUGUUUACAUGGAAAAGUACUAUAUGAAACCAUGGUGCAGAAUGGGUCCAUACAUAAUUGGAAUUUUGUUCGGGUAUCUGCUUUUUAAAACCAAGGGCAAAGUCAGAAUUCACAAAAUAUUAAACCUGAUGAUAUGGCUAGUGGCUGCUGUUCUUGCCUGUUUGGUAUUAUAUGGAUUGCACGAUGCAGUAAAUUAUAAUCCACUGUCUGAUGGCGUAUCAGCUUUAUAUAACGCAACAAAUAGAACUGUAUGGGGCGCAUGCGUAUGCUGGGUUAUAUUUGCAUGCGCAACAGGAAAUGGUGGUUUUGUGAACACAUUACUCUCUUGGUCACCAUUCGGACCCCUAGCCCGGCUCUCUUAUUGCGUUUACCUCGUCCAUCCAGUCCUUAUGUAUGUGGACUAUUAUUCUUCAAGAGUCCCUAUGUAUCUCACCGACUUUUCAGGAAUAUACUUGUUCCUCGGAAAUUUAGUUUUAUCGAAUAUGGUUGCAUUCGUAGCAUCUUUGGCUUUUGAGGCUCCAAUGAUGGGACUCGAAAAAGUUUUGCUUCGAAAGGAAAGAAAAUAAAUUAUAAGGAAUUGUUCUACGUACUACUACGUGUGUGUCGAAUUUUCAAUUUCUCGACAGAACAUAUCAUUUCAACAUAUGUCAGCCGAUUGUUUCUGCUCUGUAUGUGAAUUUUCAGAUUCUUUAGCCAUUUCCACUUUUAAAAUUGACAGAGCCGAUCCUCUCCUCUAGAUCUCGAACAUGUACAUGUAGGUAAUGACGUAAUAAUGUGUCCGAAAUUAAAGAAUACACGAAUAGAAAAUAUAUAAAUUUGUACACUACAUUUACUGAUAUGAAUAAUAAAAUAAAAGUUUGGUUUUCAAAA
This is a messenger RNA of Ostrea edulis (European flat oyster), 2540 nucleotides long. RefSeq names its product nose resistant to fluoxetine protein 6-like. Bases 68 to 2236 code for a protein of 722 amino acids. The transcript is spliced from 14 exons. NCBI's taxonomy places the organism in Eukaryota, Metazoa, Mollusca, Bivalvia, Ostreida, Ostreidae. The record is from RefSeq and is a predicted model, not a curated record. Gene Ontology annotation, molecular function: acyltransferase activity, transferring groups other than amino-acyl groups.